Lepus europaeus (European hare) is the source of this 1887-nucleotide messenger RNA. RefSeq names its product centrosomal protein 19 (gene CEP19). Gene Ontology annotation, biological process: microtubule anchoring at centrosome; trans-Golgi to periciliary membrane compartment transport. NCBI's taxonomy places the organism in Eukaryota, Metazoa, Chordata, Mammalia, Lagomorpha, Leporidae. Gene Ontology annotation, cellular component: centrosome; ciliary basal body; centriole. The coding region runs from base 513 to 1004 and encodes 163 amino acids. The record is from RefSeq and is a predicted model, not a curated record. The transcript is spliced from 4 exons.
GCGGGCGCUGGCUGGACUCUGAAGCCCUCAAGCCCUGGCGGGAGCUGGCGGUCUGCGCUGCCCACCGGCCUCCGCCUGGGCUUCCUGGUGUUUGCGGGCCUAGACCUCCCGCACGAGGAUUCACCCCUGGGGUGCUGUCCGUGAGGCUGUGGUUGCGGCCUCUUCCUGCGGCGCUGGGCCCCACCCGGCCUCACAGGAGACUCUGGCGUGCCUGUGUGCACCGCGGUCGGGUGGAGGCGGCCGCUCCUCACGGUGUAGACGUCGUCCUGCGGGAGACGGUGCGCUUUCCGAUCUUCUCUGAGCUCUCUGCUAAUGCACCUGGGAAAGCAACGGAGGAUGGCUCAAGUCCUUGGGACCCUACACCCACAUAGGAGACCUGGAAGAAGCUCCUGGCUCCUGGCUUCAGAUCGGCUUGGCUCCAGCCAUUGCGACCAUUUGGGGACUGGAAGUAACCGUGCAAUGAGUGCAUUUUUGUCGGGUUUCCUCUGAUUUACGCUGAAUUAUAUGUGUGAAUGAUGUGUACUGCCAAGAAAUGUGGAAUUCGAUUCCAGCCUCCAGCUAUCAUCUUAAUCUAUGAGCAUGAAAUUAAGGGGAAAAGUCGACAGCGCAUCAUGCCAGUCCGAAACUUUUCCAAGUUUUCAGAUUGCACCAGAGCUGCUGAACAAUUAAAGAAUAAUCCCCGACACAAGUAUUACCUGGAACAGGUGUCCCUGCGGCAGCUAGAGAAGUUGUUCAGUGUUUUACGAGGUAACUUGCGGGGACAGAGUUUGGCAGAAACGAUGGAACAAAUUCAGCGGGAAACAACCAUUGAUCCUGAGGAAGACCUGAACAAACUGGACGACAAGGAGCUUGCCAAGAGGAAGCGCAUCAUGGAUGAACUUUUUGAGAAAAAUCGGAAGAAGAAGGAUGAUCCAAAUUUUGUCUAUGACAUCGAGGUUGAGUUUCCACAGGAUGAGCAAGUACUGUCCUGUGGCUGGGACACAGAGUCAGCUGAUGAGUUCUGAUACAGAGCACUCGGAAGUCAGGGGCUAGCAGAAUAUCCAUGUUUAUACAAAGAACAUACAGUGAUUCUAGAAAAAUCUGCCAAGAACACUAAAUGUAUGUGUUGGGUCAUAAAUGGAUUGACCGUGUUACUUUUCCAAAGCAGUAUAUUUACAUCUACCAGGUAGGUGCAAGCAGGAUAUAGGAAAAACAAUAUAGGAGUCUGCCUUUAAGGAACUCAUAAACUAAUUGAAAGAUAAGUCAGAAACUUGUGAAAAGAUAUAAUAAUAUAGGCAUUAGAAAGAUUAGAGCCAGGUGCUGGUAGAGGAUAAAGGUCAGAGCCUGGAUUCCUGUAGGGUGGAAUGGCUAGGGGGAGACAGGACGUUGCCUGACCCUGGAAAUCAUAGUAAGUUCACAGAUGCCCGUGUAGGGGUCCAGACUAGAGUGCAUGCAGCAAAGGGGAAGAGGAGUGGCAAAGAGACAACAAAUAGACAUUUGUAUUUUAGCAAAUCACAGUUUGACAACAUUGGAGGGCACUACAGUUACCAGGAAUUGACCCUGGAUGCAUCAUGUUUGUGUGUGUGUCGGCCUCUGGAGUAGAAGAGGGCCCCUGCGGGAUGCCUGCAGCUGCAAGUGUGUUCCCCAGCCGGGGAAUUCUGCCCCUCUUGGAUCAGGAAACAUGGACAACAGACAUUUCUGAAACCCGGAACCUCUUCCUGUAAAUAAGAGAUUGUUUGUAAAAUGGGAAAUCCACCCACAAUAAAUGAACAAUAGAUACUGCCAGUGUGGGCCUACUUAACGAGUCUGUACCUACAAAGAGAGGAUCUUUGUUUAACAAGGUUAUCUGUGUGCAGAUACAUUCAUUCUUACUAGAGUAUUAUUUAAUUGGCAGAAAUCCUGUGUUUC